UCCAAUGACGGCUGUUGGUGAUUCCUGCUAACUGGCAGUUGGAGACCUGUCUGGGCAGAAAAAUGCGGAUGACCUUGGAGUACAUGCUAUAGCAAUUGGAUCUAGAGCUCCGUCUAGUCAGCAAAUGUUGGAUAGACCGGCAAAAAGUGUUCAAGCUAUGGCAGAAACGAGCGCCGAUGGCAAAGAUAUCGCCAGGGUCACUGGAAAAUUGCACAGCAUACUGGUUCAGUGUCUGGGAAUCCAACCUCUCGGGGUAUUUCUUUGCGACAACUACAAUCCCUACCAAGCUAAAAGUAACAUUGCAGUGCUGCUGUUCCUACGGCCUACCGGGAUCGCUGGUUGUCUCCUUGUCUGUUGCUCUAUAUACUGGCCACGAAUCGGGCGAAAACCUGAUCUGUUCCCACCAAACAAGACCAUUUCCCCUGGCGUCGACGACGUCUAUAGUGUGUCUGGACUUCAAUCGUUCUUUUCUUUCUAUAUUGACCUGAGGGACUUCACCUAUUCUGAGCAGUAGAUUGCUCAUCCGAAGCGGGCGCGUUGGUGAACUGUCUGGUGAGCUGGGUUCUGAACAUGGAAGUUCGGCCCAAGCGCUGGAGAAAACGAAUGUUUAAGAAUCCCAGGUACGCAUUGGCCACGAAAGCGCCGAUUAGUGUGAUUUGAAGGGCUUUAUCCCGCUCGUAAUCUUGAAAUA
This is a messenger RNA of Aspergillus novofumigatus IBT 16806, 691 nucleotides long. RefSeq lists its product as uncharacterized. NCBI's taxonomy places the organism in Eukaryota, Fungi, Ascomycota, Eurotiomycetes, Eurotiales, Aspergillaceae. The record is from RefSeq and is a predicted model, not a curated record. The coding region runs from base 125 to 514 and encodes 129 amino acids. The transcript has a single exon.